AUUCUUUUUAUUUUUUUCUUCUGGUGCAAGGCAUCUAGAUCUUACCCUAUUAAUAUGGAAGGUCACUUCUCGCAUCAUCAUCAUCCCCAUCAGAGCCAACUCCGGCCGCUGCUGCAGCAGCAGCAGCAGAUAGGCGUCGUCGGCGUCGAAGCCAGUGGCAGCGGCGGCGGCGAUAGGUUCCCGCAAUGGAGCGCCCAGGAGACGAAGGAGUUCCUGGCGAUACGGGCCGAGCUCGACCGGAGCUUCAUGGAGACGAAGCGGAACAAGCUCCUCUGGGGGGUCAUAUCGACCCGGAUGAGGGAGAAGGGCUACAGCCGGAGUGCCGAGCAGUGCAAGUGCAAGUGGAAGAACCUCGUCACUCGAUAUAAGGGUUGCGAGACGAUGGAACCAGAAGCGAUGAGGCAGCAAUUCCCAUUUUACAAUGAGAUGCAAGGAAUUUUCACAGCGAGGAUGCAAAGAAUGCUGUGGGCUGAAGAAGAAGGAGUUGGCGGCGGCGCAGGAAGCACCUCGAAGAGCAAGAAAGCGUCUUUUUCCCAGUUGUCUUCCGACGACGACGUUGAUGACGAGGACAGCGAGGGCGAGAAGGGGAAAAAGAAAAAGAAGGCCAAGGGCAACACCGGCAUGAGCGGAAGCAGCAGCGGCGAAGUGAGGAAGAUAUUGGAGGAGUUCAUGAAGCAGCAGGCACGGAUGGAGAUGGAGUGGAGGGAGGCGUACGAGGCGCGGGAGAGCGAGAGGAGGGCGAAGGAGAUGGAGUGGAGGCAGACGAUGGAGGCGCUCGAGAACGAGAGGAUAAUGAUGGACCGGCGGUGGAGAGAGAGGGAAGAGCAGAGGAGGAUGAGGGAGGAGGCUAGGGCUGAGAAGAGGGAUGCUCUUAUCACAGCACUUCUCAACAAGCUUAGAAGAGAAGAUCACAGCAUGUAACUCUCUCUCUUCUCUCUCUCUUCCUAAUUACAGAGACAAUGAUGAAGAAGAAGCUUCCUCACGAGGUGUGUUCUUCCUGCUCCACAACUCUCAAAUCUAGGAGAUCUCAAACUGAACCGAAACAUAUGGCUUUGCAUGCUGUCUCCUGUUGUUUUUGCCUUGCCUCAAUGAGGCUCCUUUGUUUAGUACACAAGCUAGAGCUUCCAUUUUCUCAUCAAAUCGGAGAAACUCUCUCUCUCUCUCUC
Rhodamnia argentea is the source of this 1166-nucleotide messenger RNA. Its product is annotated as trihelix transcription factor GT-3b-like. Lineage: Eukaryota; Viridiplantae; Streptophyta; Magnoliopsida; Myrtales; Myrtaceae. The record is from RefSeq and is a predicted model, not a curated record. The transcript is spliced from 2 exons. Bases 55 to 921 code for a protein of 288 amino acids.